AUGGAAGUGCCUGAAGGCCUGAGAGUUAACCGGGACAGCCGUGCAGAGAAUGCAACGCUUGAUCUGGAGCACAGAGAGCAGCGGUCGGGCUGGGUGAGAGUGAGGGUGGAGGAGAGCUGGUUCACGGUGGAGCGGGCCUUGCUAGCGAGGCGCAGCAACUACUUCCGCGCCCUCUUUCACUCGGGGAUGAUAGAGAGUCGGCAGGACGAGCUCCACCUGAGGGGAGGAGUGCGUGCGAGGGGUUUCCUCGUCGCCCUGGCUGUCUGCAGGGGCGAGGCGCCCACCAUCAGCGACCCGGACGAGCUUGUAGAAGCUGUCGAGUGCGCUGCUUUCCUGCAGGUUGCGUGUUUGGUGCAGCAUCUCUGCGACAUUAUUGACUCAGACAACUGCCUCUUGCUCUACCAUGCAGCCUCCAUCUUUGGUGUGCAGACGCUCUUUCGCAGCGCUGCUCUUUUCCUUUGCGAUGCUUUUGAUGACUUGAAGGAAGCAGCAGAGAGUUCAAUACCCGAAGACCUUCUUGAAUACUCUCAAUCAUUGUCUCCUACUUCUUACAUCGCUAUAGGCACACACUCGCCUUCAAUGGAGCUGCUGCACGACUCCUUCAGGGUCGUAUGCUACCUGGAUGAAAAGGCGGGAGAGUGGAAGCAUCUGACAAACCUCCCCACUCUCUGCAGCACCUCCAUGGCUGGAGUGGCAGUGCUUGACAACCGAUUGUACAUUGUGGGGGGAGUUUACGGUUACGGCAAGGACACGGUAGACAGCAGCUUCUGCUACAACCCCGAGUCAGGGGUGUGGACUGCUCUUCCAGGUCCCAUGCAACCAAGAUAUGAUUUCACCCUGCUGGGACAUGAUGGCCGACUCUAUGCCAUUGGCGGCGAAUUCCAAAAACGGAUCAUUUCCACGGCAGAGAGUUACGACAUUGAGAAGGGGGAGUGGGCAUUUAUUCAGCAUGCACCGAGACCUGUAGCAUCUGCAGCUUGUGCUGUUGCAAGACGGCGGAUGUUUGUUUGCUUCUGGAAACCACCAGACACCACAGAUAUCUACGAAUACAUACCAGGAGUAGACAAGUGGAAACUUGCAACCACAAUGAUCAAACCUCAAAGCUAUGGCCACUGCAUGGUGGCUCACAGGGACAAUUUAUAUGUGAUGCGCAACGGGCCUUGUGACGACUUCUUGCGCUGUCUAAUGGACUGCUACAACAUCACAACAGGCCAGUGGACGGCCAUGCCCGGGCACUACAUCAACAGCAAGGGGGCGCUGUUCACUGCGAUGAUAAGGGGGGACUCAGCAUUCACAGUGAAACACAUGCUGACUCUCGAAUACACCAUCACUGGAAAUGGAUGGAAGCCCCGCAGGCAGAUGAAGGGAUUUCCAAAGAGUGGCUCACUGUGGACGUGUUUACUCAGGCUUCCCAAGACGGGACCAGUUACACCACAGCUGGAUGCAGUGGGGAAGGAAGAUGAAAUGUCUUUGCCAGACACUUCUGAGAGAUUUCUGGACGCUUUACCGCAACUGUGA
Molecule: messenger RNA, 1518 nt
Organism: Chelmon rostratus (copperband butterflyfish)
Lineage: Eukaryota; Metazoa; Chordata; Actinopteri; Chaetodontiformes; Chaetodontidae
Product: kelch repeat and BTB domain-containing protein 13
Exons: 1
Coding region: 1-1518 (505 amino acids)
Molecular function (GO): protein binding
Source: RefSeq, a predicted model, not a curated record